Messenger RNA from Gongylonema pulchrum, 504 nucleotides. Lineage: Eukaryota; Metazoa; Nematoda; Chromadorea; Rhabditida; Gongylonematidae. The record is from the annotation of a GenBank genome assembly.
ACCCCACGUGGUGGUGCUCGUACUUCUCGCGGUGCAAUGAGCAACCAUAAUCAGUUCCGUAGUCCAUUCGAGAGUCCGUACAGUGGACGUUUUGCGGCGGGGCGAAGCAACUGGUCCCCUCGUGUUUUCCCCGGGACACCGUAUCCACAACAGCGUUUGCCGCACUGGAAACGUUCACCAUCAACUCCAUCAUCAUCAUCGCCAGCAUCAAAUUUCACGCCGGAACAGAGCACGAGUGGCUGGCGUGGUACUUCACGUCCGUCAUAUUCGCCAUAUACCUAUAAAAGUGCACGGUAUUUGCCUCAUGGAUCGUCCAGUCCACGCUUUCAUACAACUCCUGGCAGCAGCAGCAGCAGCAGUAGCAGACGCAGCAGUUAUGGUGCUACUCCGAGGUCAGCACAAUCAAAAAAAUUCGAUGUGAACGAUUAUGUGAUACCGGCUAUGACCUCGAAUCCCUGGGAAAAGCUUGAAGAGGAAUAUUACGCUAAUAAAUCAUCGAAGUAA